Molecule: messenger RNA, 933 nt
Organism: Ochotona princeps (American pika)
Lineage: Eukaryota; Metazoa; Chordata; Mammalia; Lagomorpha; Ochotonidae
Product: UDP-glucuronosyltransferase 1A4-like
Exons: 1
Coding region: 19-933 (304 amino acids)
Molecular function (GO): UDP-glycosyltransferase activity
Source: RefSeq, a predicted model, not a curated record
CAUCUUCCUUCUGCUGAGAUGAUGUCGGGGCUGCGGACUCCCCUCCUGGGGCUGGCAGGGCUGCUGCUGUGGCUGUGUGUCCCGCCCUGGGCUGAGGGAGGAAAGCUGCUGGUGGUGCCUGUGGAAGGCAGCCACUGGCUCAGCAUGCUGAAUGUGCUGCAAGAGCUCCACGCCCGAGGCCACCAGACUGUGGUACUCACACCAGACGUGAGCAUAUAUGUCAAAGGAGAGGAGUAUUUCACCUUGACGCCCUAUGCCACUUCUUACACCCAGGAGGAAUUUCAAGACCUCUUUCGGCGACACAAUGAAAUGAUCUUUCAAAGACUGCAUUUUUUGAAGAUUAUUCUGGAAAAUAAAGAGAACCUGAAAAAUGCAGCUAGGUUCUAUCACCAGUUGUGCUCAGAACUUCUGCACAACAAAAGUCUGAUCAGGCACCUCAAUGACAGCUCCUUUGAUGUGGUUUUAACAGACCCCAUGAUUCCCUGUGGAGCACUGCUGGCUAAGUACCUGUCAGUUCCUACUGUGUUCUUCUUGAACGCCAUUCCGUGUGAGCUGGACUUCGAGGCCACACAAUGUCCCCACCCCUCCUCAUAUAUUCCCAGGUUAGCAACAAAGAAUUCAGACCACAUGACCUUCCUGCAAAGGGUCAAGAACAUGCUCUACCCUCUGGGCAUGAAGUACUUUUGCCAUAUUUCUUAUGAUCCAUAUGAGAGCCUUGCAUCUGAGCUUUUUCAGAGAGAGGUGUCCUUGGUGGACAUCCUCAGCCAUGCUUCUGUGUGGCUGUUCCGAGAAGACUUUGUGCUGGACUACCCCAGGCCCAUCAUGCCCAACAUGGUCUUCAUUGGGGGCAUCAACUGUGCCAACAGGAAGCCACUCUCUCAGGUAGUAUGGCUGCCUAUAUUUCACCAAUGUCUUGAGUACAAAUUAAUUUAA